This is a messenger RNA of Pleurotus ostreatus (oyster mushroom), 765 nucleotides long. RefSeq lists its product as uncharacterized. Gene Ontology annotation, molecular function: pectate lyase activity; cellulose binding. Gene Ontology annotation, biological process: pectin catabolic process. Gene Ontology annotation, cellular component: extracellular region. The transcript has 9 exons. Lineage: Eukaryota; Fungi; Basidiomycota; Agaricomycetes; Agaricales; Pleurotaceae. The record is from RefSeq and is a predicted model, not a curated record. The coding region runs from base 1 to 765 and encodes 254 amino acids.
AUGACCGCAGUCGCGGUAGUACCCGCUUACGGCCAAUGCGGAGGAAGUGGUUGGACAGGAGCGGCUGCACCAUCUUCGACCGCUACCACUGCCUCGUCUACUAGGGCUACGACUUCAACCGCGAAACCCUCGACUACGGCUGCACCUUCGAACACUCCCGCUCCGCCCGCAGGGAUCACUACUACACUCCCCGCCUCCGCCGGAUACACCGCUCUCCCUACAGCUAGCAUCAUCACCGGCUCUUUCGACGGGCACAUGGUUAAAUUUGAUCGCAAAGGAAGCAGCGGCGAUUGUGAAGAACAGACCGAAACAGGUGAAGAGGAUGCAGUCUUCAUCCUCGAAUCUGGUGCAUCAAUCUCCAACGUGAUCAUCGGGAAAGCCCAAGCAGAAGGUAUACAUUGCCGAGGGCCUUGUACUGUGACCAAUGUGUGGUGGGAAGAUGUCUGUGAAGACGCUAUUACGAUCAAGCAAACGGGUGCCGGCGAUGUUUCCACUAUCAACGGUGGUGGCGCCUUCCACGCCGAAGAUAAAAUCGGUAAACUCUACCGUGCAUGUGGGAACUGUGCCACAUCUCACGAGAGGCAUGUCCAGGUCGAUAACGUUUGUCUCAAGGACGGAAAGGAGGGCACGGGUAUCAACAGCAACUGGGGAGAUACUGCUAUCCUCACCAACAUCAAGACCAGCAGCAAGCCAUCUGCUGCUAAUGUGUGCUGUGCAUACAAAGGCGUGGCGAAAGGCUCGGAGCCUCCUAAGAUUGGAUGGUAA